This is a messenger RNA of Cryptotermes secundus, 2434 nucleotides long. Its product is annotated as serine-rich adhesin for platelets-like. Lineage: Eukaryota; Metazoa; Arthropoda; Insecta; Blattodea; Kalotermitidae. The transcript has 2 exons. The coding region runs from base 112 to 1905 and encodes 597 amino acids. The record is from RefSeq and is a predicted model, not a curated record.
AAUUCAAAAGUAGCUGACAGUAGCCGAGGUGGGACACUUGCUGGGCUUGCUGUAGUACUGUGCUUGCUGCCGAAGGUAUCUUACCGUUGAAGACAGACAAAUCGGGUCAUUAUGGUAAAGGUAAUGUUGUAUGAAGAGAUAUUUGAAGGCCAACCACCGUCAAGCGAACAAGCUACGCAGUCAGGGCCGCCAUCUGCAACAGGGAUGCUGGAGGAAAAUGAGGGACAAUCUUCCAUUAAGACUGCCACCAGCGCCACAGAUGCCACAAGCACUACCACCAGCGCCGCAGAUGCCACAAGCACUACCACCAUGACCAAGAUUGUCACGGCUUCUCCCAUUAACACCACCGCUGCCCCGACUACUGCCAUUAAGACUGCCACCAGCGCCACAGAUGCCACAAGCACUACCACCAGCGCCGCAGAUGCCACAAGCACUACCACCAUGACCAAGAUUGUCACGGCUUCUCCCAUUAACACCACCGCUGCCGCGGCUUCUGCCAUUAAGACUGCCACCAGCGCCACAGAUGCCACCACCACUGCCACAAGGACCAAGAUUGUCACGGCUUCUCCUAUUAACACCACCGCUGCCGCGGCUUCUGCCAUUAAGACUGCCACCAGCGCCACAGAUGCCACCACCACUGCCACAAGGACCAAGAUUGUCACGGCUUCUCCUAUUAACACCACCGCUGCCGCGGCUUCUGCCAUUAAGACUGCCACCAGCGCCACAGAUGCCACCACCACUGCCACAAGGACCAAGAUUGUCACGGCUUCUCCUAUUAACACCACCGCUGCCGCGGCUUCUGCCAUUAAGACUGCCACCAGCGCCACAGAUGCCACCACCACUGCCACAAGGACCAAGAUUGUCACGGCUUCUCCUAUUAACACCACCGCUGCCGCGGCUUCUGCCAUUAAGACUGCCACCAGCGCCACAGAUGCCACAAGCACUGCCACCAGGACCAAGAUUGUCACGGCUUCUCCUAUUAACACCACCGCUGCCGCGGCUUUUGCCCUUAAGACUGCCACCAGCGCCACAGAUGCCACAAGCACUGCCACAAGGACCAAGAUUGUCACGGCUUCUCCCAUUAACACCACCGCUGCCUCGGCUUCUGCCAUUAUGACUUCCACGAGUGCCACAGAUGCCACAAGCACUGCCACCAGGACCAAGAUUGUCACGGCUGCUCCCAGUAACACCACCGCUGCCACGGCUUCUGCCAUUAAGACUGCCACCAGCGCCACAGAUGCCACAAGCACUGCCACCAGGACCAAGAUUGUCGCGGCUUCUCCCAUUAACACCACCGCUGCCACGGCUUCUGCCAUUAAGAGGGCCACCAGCGCCGUAGAUGCCACAAGGACUGCCACCAGGACCAAGAUUGUCAGGGCUUCUCCCAUUAACACCACAGCUGCCACGGCUUCUGCCAUUAAGACUGCCACCAGUGCCACAGAUGCCACAAGCACUGCCACCAGUGCCACAGAUGCCACAAGCACUGCCACCAGGACCAAGAUUGUCACGGCUUCUGCCAUUAACACCAGCGCAGGCACUUUUCCUUCCAUUAGCAGUACCACGAGCGAAACUCCAGCCGUUAGCACUGCCGCUACUAGCGCAAAUUGUGUUUCCUCUUUAAACAUAUUUGCCAACGCGUCAACUGUUUCCAUUUCCAAUUUGUCUAUCACUCUCACGGCCAAUGCCGCAACUGCUACUGCCACCACCAGUACGAGUACCGCACCGACAUUCACCCUCACUGCCACGGCCACGGCUUCCACUCCCGUUACCUCGUUCGAGGCCGGUAUUGUCUACAACGCUGGUAGUUGUCCAUCCACAUUCGUUGUGACUCCCACAGCCUCUGAUCCUGCCAAUGCCAUGACAAAGGAAGGAAGUGAACUCACGGAGAGCUGUGUGUCAAGUUAAUCACCAAAAUAUUCUUGGAAUUGGGCUCGGCUUGUAUGGGCCUUACCCCCCUCUUUGGUUUGACCGGAAGUACAACCAGUACACUACCUGCAGACUGUGUUUUAUUAAACAGACAUAAAUGUUAGACACUGAAAUGAACAUUUACAUGUUUGUGACUAUGAUUUUAAUAAGCUUCAUAUAAUGCGAGUUCCAUUUUUGUGUAAUGCAUCUCUUAAGCGAAAAUUUUAUGCUAAUUACUUUAAUAAUAAUGAUAAUUUAUACUAUUGAUGCUAUAAUGACGACACUGGUUGAUUAUUAACAAUGACAAUUCAUACUAUUGAUGCUAUAAUGACACUGGUUGAUUAUUAUUAACAAAGCCGACAUGCAUAAAUAUGGUUAAUGCUUGAGGGAAAAAUUAUAUUCCUAGAAGUAUCUGUAUUUCCACGAAGUAUUUUGUCAUAAAAAUUUUCACAUGCAUAGAAUGUCACAUAAAAGUGUUCGUACCGAGUUAUAAUAUGUUAAUAAAGCAUGUGUGAAAAUAUAACUGUCA